This is a messenger RNA of Daphnia pulex (common water flea), 8805 nucleotides long. RefSeq names its product Down syndrome cell adhesion molecule-like protein Dscam2 (gene Dscam1). The record is from RefSeq and is a predicted model, not a curated record. Gene Ontology annotation, molecular function: cell-cell adhesion mediator activity. Gene Ontology annotation, biological process: axon guidance; dendrite self-avoidance; homophilic cell-cell adhesion. The transcript is spliced from 37 exons. Bases 387 to 6377 code for a protein of 1996 amino acids. NCBI's taxonomy places the organism in Eukaryota, Metazoa, Arthropoda, Branchiopoda, Diplostraca, Daphniidae. Gene Ontology annotation, cellular component: axon; plasma membrane.
CUGUUUAUAGUCAGACAGUUUGCUGACAUCCAGUCGAAAGGACCGUCUGUUCUUCUCGUCAACUCAUUUCGGAUAUUUUGACUCUAUUCUCAUUUUCUCCCUCUGCUUACACCCAAUUGGAUAUCAAUCAUCGUUUUGGCUUAGCAUUCUGGUGCUGGGAAACCAUCAUCUGCUGCUCUCGUCUACCUUUUCGAUUGUUAUUCACCGAGAAAUAAGUGUCUGUGUCUGUGUCGUGUGUUACUUUGUCGUGUUAAACUAUCCUUGUGUUUCUUCGUGCACCAGUCAAGUCGUGCUUCUGCUGGUGUGUGUGUCUGUGUUUCGGUGUGAAUUUUGUGCAUUUUCCCCUGCGGGUUUCGACGUCGACGUCUAGCAAUUCGUCCGUCGCCAUGGCGGCCAAUCGAAGCUCAGCAUCCGACCGUUUCCUCGUUUUCAUCCUGACAAUUCUGGCAUUCUAUUCCGGUGCGUGCGUUGGCGACGGUUCCGCGACAGCGGCGGCCAGUUCGUCGUCUCUGUCCGGACCUGUUUUCUUGAAGGAGCCAUCCAACCGCAUCGACUUUUCCAACACGACCGGCACGGUGGUCGAAUGCGCUGCCACGGGUAAUCCUCGCCCGGAGAUCCUGUGGAUUAAAGCCGAUGGCAGCCCCGUCACGGAUGUACCCGGACUCAGACAGGUUCAAACGUCGGGCAGUUUGGUUUUCCCGCCGUUCCGCGCCGAGGACUACAAGCAAGACGUCCACGCCCAAUUCUACCGAUGCGUAGCCCGCAAUCCGGCCGGAUCCAUCGUCUCCCGAGACAUCCACGUCCGAGCAGUUGUACAAUCGAGUUACGUCGUCGAAGUCAACAACGAGCACGUCAUCCUCGGCAAUUCAGCUAUGCUGAAAUGUACGAUCCCUUCGUUCGUGACGGAUUUCGUUUACGUGGCCUCCUGGACGAUAUCGGACGAGCGAGGAGAACUCGCCAAUCUCGAUACCCAGUCAACGGAUGGCAAGUACAUGGUUUUGCCUAGCGGUGAAUUGCACAUUCGUGACGUGUCACCUGAAGAUGGAUACAAAUCUUAUCGCUGCCGGACCAAGCAUCGCCUGACUGGCGAAACUCGACUCAGCGCCACUGCCGGACGUCUAGUCGUCACCGAACCAAGUUCAAAUGUCGCACCUCGUACAUCCGGCCGAAAAAUCGAAGGCAGUCUAAUCGCCAUAGCUGCUUUAGAGCGUCAAGCUUAUCUUACCUGCGAUGCAACUGCUUUCCCAGUCCCCGUCUACAGAUGGUACAAGUACGUCGAAGGCAGCACGGCCAAGCAGCCGGUCAAACUGGACGACCGUGUCAAACAAGUUAGCGGCACUCUGAUCAUCAAGGAAGCCAAAGUUGAAGAUUCCGGCAAAUAUUUGUGCAAUGUCAACAAUUCCGUCGGCGGAGAAAGCGUCGAGACUGUUCUGACCGUCACAGCUCCACUAUCGGCCAGCAUUGAACCGCAAGUGCAGACAGUUGACUACGGACGUCCGGCUACAUUGACCUGCAACCCGGAAGGAAAUCCCAUCAAAUCCAUCAGCUGGAUGAAGGAUGGUGUCGCCAUCAGCCACACCGACAACGUACUGAGAAUCGAACAGGUCCGCCGAGAAGAUAAGGGCAUGUACCAGUGCUUCGUUCGCAACGACCAGGAAAGCGCCCAAGCUUCGGCGGAACUCAAACUGGGAGGAAGAUUUGAUCCUCCUCAAUUCAUCAACACUUUUGCCGAACGGACCCUUCAACCCGGACCCAGCGUCUCCCUUAAGUGCUCCGCCUCUGGAAAUCCCCUGCCGGAAAUCACAUGGGAACUGGAUGGAAAGAAAAUCUCAUCAUCCGAGAGGGUCCAAAUUGGUCACUUUACGGCCGGAACCAACGAAGUCGUCUCCUACCUCAACAUCACGGCUGUUCACACCAACGACGGCGGAUUGUACAAGUGCGCCGCUUCCAGCAAAGUCGGCCACGCCGAUCACUCUGCCCGCUUCAACGUUUACGGAUUACCUUUCGUCAGACCCAUGGAUAAAGUGGCUGUAGUGGCUGGUGAAAUCAUGAUGGUCACGUGCCCGGUGGCCGGAUAUCCGAUCGAUACCAUUCAGUGGGAAAAAGGUGGCCGUGUUUUGCCAGUUAACCGACGCCAGCAAGUCUUCCCCAACGGAACACUCAUCAUCGAGAACGUCCAGCGAUCCCUCGAUCAAGGAUCUUACACCUGCAUCGCCAAGAAUACGCAAGGAUUCUCCGCCAAAGGAAACCUCGAAGUCCAAGUCAUGGUUGCGCCACAAAUCACUCCGUUCUCUUUCGGCGACGACGAAGCUCUCAACGCUGGCGAUUUCGUAGUGGUUCAAUGUUCAGCCGUUAAAGGAGAUUCGCCAAUAAGUCUACGCUGGGCUUUUAAGUCUCAGCCGUUAGCGACUGAUUCGCCUAUUACCGGACUGACGAUCAACAGUUUGGGCGACAGGAUUUCCGUCCUGUCGAUCCAAUCAGUGGCGGCCGCUCAUAACGGGGAGUACACGUGCACUGCUGAAAAUCCGGCCGGAAUAGCCAACUAUACGGCCGAGUUGACCGUCAAUGUUCCCCCACGCUGGAUCGUCGAACCCACAGACAAGGCUUUUGCUCAGGGAAGCGAAGCUAAAAUCGAGUGCAAGGCUGACGGUUUUCCCAAGCCUCAAAUUUCAUGGAAGAAAGCUCCAGGGAGCACUCCAAACGAUUAUAGGGACAUCCGUUCCAAUAAUUACGUCCGCAUCGAAGACGGCACUUUGUCCAUUGGCAAUAUCCAAAAAUCAAGCGAAGGUUAUUACUUGUGUGAAGCUUCGAACGGUAUCGGUGCGGGACUAUCGGCCGUCAUCUUCGUCAGUGUCCAAGCCCCUCCUCAAUUUGAGAUCAAGUUCAAGAAUCAAACUGCCCGCCGAGGCGAACCGGCCGUCCUUCAGUGUGAAGCUAAAGGAGAGAAACCAAUUGGCAUUUUGUGGAACAUGAACAGCAAACGACUGGAUUCCAAGAGCGAUCCUCGGUACACCAUUCGCGAAGAAAUCCUGACGACUGGAGUCUUGUCCGACUUGAGCAUCAAAAAGCUGGAACGAACCGAUUCUGCCCUGUUUACUUGCGUGGCUACCAAUGCUUUCGGUAGUGACGACACUAGCAUCAAUCUGAUCGUUCAAGAGACGCCCGAGGUCCCAUUCGGCGUGAAAGUGCUCGACAAAUCCGGCCGCUCCGUUCAACUUUCUUGGUCUGCUCCUUACGAUGGAAACUCACCGCUCACUCGCUACCUGAUCGAAUACAAAAUCAGCAAAGGUGAUUGGCAAGCGGAUAUCGAUCGCGUCCUAGUCCCCGGACAGCAAACUGUCGCUGGAGUUUACAAUUUAGUUCCCGCCACUACGUAUCACUUCCGCCUUGUUGCCGAAAACGAUGUAGGAUCCUCCGAUCCCUCUGAAACUGUUACCAUCAUCACUGCCGAAGAAGCACCCGGAGGUACCCCGCGAGGAGUGAAGGUUGAAGUAGUGGACCAGAAUACUCUCAAAGUUUCCUGGAAACCACCUCCAAAGGAACACUGGAACGGAGAAAUCCUCGGUUACUACGUCGGCUACAAAUUGGCUACUUCCGACAAACCAUACCUCUUUGAAACGGUCGAAUUUAGCCGAGAGCUGGGCAAGGAGCAUCAGCUCAACAUUUCACACCUCAAGAUGUACACGCAAUAUUCCGUGGUUGUCCAAGCGUUCAAUCGUGUCGGCGCCGGACCCAUGUCUGACGAAGUGAUCCAGCACACGGGCGAAGGAACUCCAGAACAGGCCCCUCAAGAUGUGACGUGCACAGCCCUAACUUCUCAAUCCAUUCGGCUGUCUUGGACAUCACCUCCUCUGACUACUGUCAACGGAAUUAUCAAGGGUUACAAAGUCAUUUACGGACCGAGUCAUAUCUGGUUCGAUGAAACCAGCAAAGAUGCCAAAAUUAUCACCACCAGCGAGACUAUCCUCCACGGAUUGCGCAAGUACACCAACUACAGCAUGCAAGUUUUGGCUUUCACCGCUGGCGGUGAUGGUGUCAAAUCCGUACCCGUUUCCUGUCACACCGAACAAGAUGUUCCUGGAUCACCUUCGGCUGUCAAAGCUCUUUUGAUGACUCCGGAUUCAAUUUUAGUCAGCUGGAAAGCACCGGAAUUGCCAAAUGGAAUCGUCAAUCAAUACACCGUUUACAUUCAAGAAGGAUCGGAGGAUGCUCGUAGUCAGAAAGUGUCGCCAUCUCAACUAAAUUAUGAGGCCAGCGGACUGAAGAAGAAGGAGCGCUACAAUUUCUGGGUAACGGCUUCCACUAACGUCGGAGAGGGAGAGGCUUCCAAGACCGUCACGAUUGCUCCUGGUACCCGUGUUCCGGCCAAGAUUGCGUCGUUUGACAACACUUUCAGCGUCUCGUACCGCGAAGAUGUCAAACUGCCCUGCCAGGCAGUCGGUGCUCCAUUGCCUGAAAUCCAGUGGAAAAUCAAGGGAACUCCUUAUGCCGCAUCGGAACGAGUUCGCCUACUGCCUGAAGGAUCUCUCCUCGUCCGUGAAGUCACUCGCGAUGAUGCUGGAGAGUAUACCUGCACCGUCGAGAACAUGUACGGCCAAGACACAGUCACUCACCAACUCCAAGUUCAAGCUCCUCCAUAUCCGCCUCACCUAUCGUUGGCAUCCACCACCACUACGUCUAUUACGAUCAAAGUGAAACCGCGAAAGGAAGAAGAGACACCUAUCCACGGAUACACUGUUCACUACAAACCCGAGUUCGGCGAUUGGGAGACGACUCAAAUCGGCAACUCUCUUCAGGAUUACACGAUCGAGAACCUUUGGUGUGGAACUCGUUAUCAACUCUACGUCAGAGCCUACAAUGGAAUCGGAACGGGAGAAGGGUCGGACGUGAUCAACACACGGACCAAAGGAUCAGCUCCAGCUGUUCCGGAUGCCAACCGAUUUAUCGAAGGUUCAGCUAGCAGUGUGACACUUCAUCUAAGUGCCUGGUCGGAUGGCGGUUGUCCCAUGCUUUACUUUGUUGUCGAGUAUCGCGGAAAGGGAAAUCAAGACUGGACUUUGGUUUCCAACAGCGUCAAGCCCGGUGGCAAUUUCGUCGUACUUGAUCUCAGCCCGGCCACUUGGUAUAAUCUUCGUGUGACUGCCCACAAUAACGCAGGUUCAACUGUUGCCGAAUAUGAGUUUGCCACUCUGACCCUAACCGGAGGAACGAUCGCCCCAGCCAGGGAAACAUCAGAGAAGGAAAAUCCGCUACUGGCCAUGUUGAUGAAUUUGAAUCUGGUGGUUCCAGCUGCCGCAGCCAUUAUGGUUAUUAUCGCCGCCAUCGUCGUCAUUUGCGUCAUCAAGGGCCGCAACAACGGCCACAAAGAUGAUGUCAUCUACAAUCAAGCUUCGGCCAGCAAUGCGACCAUGAAACGUAACGGUGGUGACAUGCGUGAUGAACUUGGUUACAUCCCUCCACCCAACCGCAAGCUCCCACCUGUGCCAGGAACCCAAUACAACACUUGCGACCGGAUCAAACGCGGUCACGCAGACUGUCAUGCCUAUCGGACGCUGGACCCACGCCGACCUGUUUAUGACGAACUGUCAAUCCACCCACCCCCGCGCCGGAAUGUAGAGGUUCCCGGUGAGGAGGUAAACCAGUCUGGGGCUUCGUUGUACGCAGGUAUGGAUGAUGAGAUCUGUCCGUACGCCACGUUUCAUCUGCUUGGAUUCCGCGAAGAAAUGGAUCCCAACAAGACAGGAAACCAAUUCCAGACUUUCCCUCAUCCCAACGGAGGACAACCACCCCAACAGGACAUGAACCACCACCGCCAAGCUUCCCAAUCGAUGCCCCGUCCCGGAAACCGAAUGAUGCGAAUGCCCAACGGCGCCACUUAUGCUCCUGAAAACUGCUACGACGAUCCGGCUAAUUGUGACAUGUACGGAGGAGCGGAAAGCAACUCUUAUGCUUCGUAUACCAAUACCAAUCCACCUCUGCCACCACCGGAUUUCGGCACCAGCCCGAAUCAGAAUACCAUGUUGGCCCGGCGCAGUGUCAAUGGACAGCAAUUACGCGGCAACGGAACCAUGAAUCUACCCCUGCCACCGUAUCCGGAUCCUCCCCAGCCACCUUUACCUCCUCCCCGCACCGGAAAUGAUUCCGCUAAUGUCUCUAGCUCUUCCAACAACGACUCGACCAUCAGCGCUGAAAUCUCCGAAGCCGAAUGCGAUCGCGAACAUUUGGUCAAUCGUAACUAUGGCGUCGGCAUCCGGACCAUGAACAGCAAGGAUGGGAUGAGUAUGGAAGAAAUGCGGAAACUGAUUGAAAAGAGCUCGAAUGAAGGUGGAGCCCACGUCACUAAUGGUCUGAUCGCAUACGACACUGUCAACGUCUGAACAGCUGGGGAAGUAAAGAAGGAUCUGAGAUAACCUAUAUGAGGUUAACAAUGUUAUCAUCUGCGUGGUGCUUCAAUUCUUUAUUUUGAUUGUCCUCAAGGAUAUUUCAACAUCUACAGUUAAUCUUGCUUCGUGAUUUUGUCAACGCUUUUCUAUUACUUCUCCUCAACCUUGAAUAACGAUUAUUGCAUGUUUAACACUUCUUUUGAAUUUUGAAUAUCUUAAUUAGAACAACUCCUAAUAUCCGAAGCGAUGUCGACUUCCACGUAGCUUUGUGUUUAGAUAUCAGUCCCAGACACAUUACCCCAAUUCUCAUCCCCUGUAAAUGAGUGAAGCGACAUCGAAAAACAGUUCGAUUUUUAACGCGUUUCUGUUAUAUGACGAUAAGGUUCUUUUCCUCUUUCAUCUUCUUCAUUUUUGAGUUUGAAUUUUUCCGCUGACGCGUUCGCCUGUAUAGGCGUUCCGUCAGUGCUCAAAGUUGUAUAUCUAAGUACUACUAUCAGUUGAUUUAUUGGCUUCCUUCAUACUUUUAACAAUUUAAAAAAAUCGCUUCCUACGGCGUUAUUUCAUAAUACUGCAGCGCAGCUGCUGUACUUGCGCCAUUGAAAUUUUACUUUUCGCUCGCUAUAUCUCCUAAUAGCUUAUUCGCUUUUGAUGUCCUCGCAAAAGACUGUGGAAUAUUGUCUUCACCUUUUCGUCGCCGAUCAGUGUUAAAAUGGCUGAAAUUGAAGAGAAACGGAUACCCCGGAAAUAAUGAGGAAAACAAAAAAAACUUUGUAAUGUGGCGAGCGAUGUUUGCGCAACCCCCUUUUGUGUCGUGCUUGUCUUUUUAUUACUUUACAAUUAGGAAAAACUUAACAAUUAUCUCCCUCAAUCCUUCUGAUAUCCCUCAACCUUAUUUUUCCCCUUAUUUUUGAUUGUAAAUUCGUGUAAGUUACUAGUCAGUAAGAAAGGGACUUAGAUUUACAGACUGCAGUAGACUAGUGACUCUUUUUAGACAACAUGAAAAACAAACAAAACAAUGACUACUGGAUUCUGAUUAAUCAAAGGGUAGAUUCGGAGUUGAAAAGGUUGUAAUAACUGAACUGCUGCAUGGAAAAAUGCUGUACUCAUUGGAUUUAAACACGAAUCUCGGUAAUUGUGGGGAUUAUUAUUGGUUCAAUACAAUGCUCUUCGUCCGUGUCCCUAAAAUCAACUUGUUAUUUAUUCCUCGUCACUCUGUUUAUUAACCAAGAUAAGAAUUUUAAGCAAAUGAUAAACCGUAUGCAUCGUAAAACAAUUUUUUAAUUUUGAUAGAAAUAUGACUAUUUUGUGGCGACUCCCAUGACGUGAACACGAACAAGUUUCCAUAUCAACGACUUUUUCAAGGGGAUAUCGAAACGCUUUUGAUCGAUGUGUGAAAACAAAGUUUUGUCUUCUGCUACCAGGUGAUCGAUGUUUCGGUUCAAGUGACAUCCAAAACACAAGUCCCAGAUUGUGUAAGUCAACAGAUUUUGAAGAAAAUGAAGCCAAGUUCCAGGUACGUCGUGAACAUGUUCCCAAUAGUAGAAUUUACCACCCUGUUGAUGUAAAAAACGUCAGAUAAUCAAUACUGGAAAACUAACACAAGUGAACUGUGUUACGCUUACGGGUGCGAGGACACGAUGAACUUCUUUAAGUGUUUGUUUGACAUUUCUAACUGAGCACAGCACCAAAGUAGAAACAACAACAUCCAUACUGUUGUCUUCCACUUCUUUCAUGUCUUCAGCAUUGUUGUUUGACAGCAGUUCUUGUAAAAAAGCCCUUGCACGCACCAUGUCUCUCAUCAAGUCAUUCGCUCUUUCGGCCUUGGUGGCUCUUGCCGCUGGUCAGGUCCAGAUCAAGACCAAAGCCAAGAAGUUCCAGCCCGCUGUUGCUCAAAAUAUCAUCAGCCGAGAAGUUUGCGGUGAUGUGUAUGAAACUGGCACUGGAGGAAGCAUCAUUUCGCCCAACUAUCCAACUGGCUACAACAAUGGGGACUCUUGCGGAUGGUUUUUGACUGCUGAAAAUGGAAAUAGAAUUGCCGUCGUCAUCCACGAUCUGGAUACCGAAUCAGGUUUCGAUGUUUUGACAAUCCUUGAUGGUGUUACUGGAGAGUCACCCGUCCUGGUUGAACUUUCGGGACAAGCCUCCAACUUCGCCGUUCUGUCCACUCAACCUUCCAUUUUCGUCGGCUUUACCUCUGAUUCCUCCAUCAACGGUCCUGGAUUCAACGCAAGUUGGACUCAAGUCAACCCACAAGCCAACUUGGAACUUUUUGGCCUGUAAACUACACGACUCUGUCGACUCCUGUUAACCCAAGACUGUAAUUUACGUAGAAUGCACAUUCAACAUCACUUUGCGAAUUCUACUGCCAAAAAGACAUGUUUUGUAGCCAGAAAGAUGUUAAAAUAAAUUUGAAAAUAUUUAA